Batrachochytrium dendrobatidis JAM81 is the source of this 1504-nucleotide messenger RNA. RefSeq lists its product as uncharacterized. Lineage: Eukaryota; Fungi; Chytridiomycota; Chytridiomycetes; Rhizophydiales. The record is from RefSeq and is a predicted model, not a curated record. The coding region runs from base 304 to 717 and encodes 137 amino acids. The transcript has a single exon.
GUGACUACAAUCGUUUUACUGACUGGGUCAAGAAGCAGCGAAAAUGUCCUAAUGCAACCUUGGAGGCAACAAUCACUCAAAUUGACAUCAAAUUUGUCUGGUUAUAUUGAAGGGAAUUGACCAGUUCAAGGGGAAUGCCAGAAACUGUCAAAACAGACACUGAAAAGUCUAAAUCAUUCUUAUUGAAAUGCUACACUACGACAUCAAUCUCUCAGUGUGCUGGAUGAGUCAUCCUCAUACAACUUUACUGGGUUGGAUGCUGAGGAAAUCAAAAACCAGCUGACGAAAUACAUCCGAUUGAAUAUGAAGCAACUGAAAGCGACCGAUGUACUGGCAUCAAAACAAGUAAUGCUGAUAGCAAGGUCCUUGAUGAAACUACUGGAAACAUUUGGGGAUGGGCACAAGGGACGCUUCUUGGACCAUGUCAACAGCAGACUUGGCAUCUCCAAACCAUCCUACUACUACUACAUGGAAUAUUAUGCCUUUAUGUCAAAGUAUCCGAAAUUCCAAACGCUGGCAGUGUCCUUUAGAGUGUUUAAAAGUAUGAUUCCAAAAAUCAAGGAAUGGUUUAUGUCACCAGAGUGUCGAGCUUUGGACUCUUCUGAUUUCUACUCUGAACACUACUGGAUGAAUGUUGAUGAUGAAAUGGAUGACGACGAUAUGAAUGUUUUAAACGAGCACAAUUCCACCGCGGUGGAAAACCUUCGCAACAAGUAGUUCCUCGUCAGUCGAUGACUCCUUCAGACUGCAGUGAUAAUGAUAAUGCUUUCAAUGGUGAACUGACAUUGCUACUUUCUUUCACGGAGAGCAAAGUACUGAAAAUGUCCAUCGCAGUGGAAAAAAGUUCUAGCUGUACACUCCUUGAUAUCUUCGUGAUAGACAGCACGAUUCAUUCAAACCUAUUUCCACCACAUUAAUGUAUCUUUUGUAUUGACUUGUAAAUAGAAAAUCUCUGCAACUAUUGUGUUUAUUAUGAAAAUUUCAUUAUUAUCGGGUGUGUUUUUGAGCUAAACAUUGUCUCCUGAUUGUUUAGUUUUCUUGUACUUUUUAGCUCUCUCCUUCUCUGCCUCGGUAUUAGCAGCAUAAUAGUCUCGAUAUCGUUUCCUUUCAGCUUGUUUGUUUUUGGCAUAGUAAUCUCGGUACCAUUUCCUUAGUUGUUCUUGUUCUUCUGGUGAAUACGAAUUUCAAUUCUUAAUACAGUGAAUGUACGCUUGGUGACUCUUGAUGAAACUAAUGAAUGUCAUUUAUAGUUGGUUUAGAAAAUAAGCUCCGCUUAAUGUUCUCCGUUUUUAUAAGCUGGACCUCUAAUUCUACCCAAUUCUUCCAAUUCUCUUUUAUUUCGACGCUCCAUAUUUGUCAUUCGUGGUUCUCUGUCUAGAUUUUGUAUGAAACCGUUGGGUAGAUUCAAUACGUUGUAGUUCAUAGUAUUUGUAUGCCUUUGGAAGAAUAUUACCAUCAUCAUCUGCAAUAAAGUACGAAUAGCCAUUACCACUGAUGACCUUAU